AUGUCUCUUUCCAAAUAUUUUAACCCAAUUCCUGACGCUUCUGUCACCUUUGAUGGGGCAACCGUUGAACUCGAAGAAUCUCUCGGCGCUGUCCAAAACGAUGAAGAAUCCAUAGGCCAUUUGGAAAUCGGCGAUAUCACUUUCCGUGCUAAUGAAGGUGAAGUCAUUUUAGUACUAGGGAAUCCAACGUCAGCGCUCUUUAAGGGUCUAUUCCACGGUAACAAACAUUUGAAAUAUUCGCCCGAAGGGUCUAUUAGAUUCAAGGACAAUGAAUAUAGGCAGUUUGCUGCAAAGUGUCCUCACCAAAUAAUUUAUAAUAAUGAACAGGAUAUUCAUUUUCCAUACCUGACAGUAGAGCAAACUAUCGAUUUUGCUUUAAGUUGUAAAUUUCAUAUCCCCAAACAGGAACGUAUUGAAAUGAGAGAUCAGUUGUUGAAAGAAUUCGGAUUAUCUCACGUAAAGAAGACGUAUGUCGGGAACGACUAUGUUCGCGGUGUUUCUGGUGGUGAAAGAAAGCGAAUCUCCAUUAUCGAAACCUUCAUCGCCAAUGGGUCUGUCUACUUGUGGGACAACUCGACAAAAGGUCUGGAUUCUGCCACAGCCUUGGAAUUUCUUUCUAUUACGCAAAAGAUGGCGAAAGCCACUAGAUCGGUUAAUUUUGUCAAAAUCUCUCAAGCCAGUGACAAAAUCGUUAGCAAAUUUGACAAGAUUCUCAUGCUGAGUGAUUCCUUCCAGGUGUUUUACGGAACUAUGGAGGAGUGCUUAACUCAUUUCCACGACGUUUUGCAGAUAAAGAAAAACCCUAACGAUUGCAUUAUCGAAUAUUUGACGUCAAUCCUGAAUUUCAAAUUCAAGGAAAUGUCUAAUUCCAUUGUCGGCUUUGAGGCGCCAUCGGUUAUCUCCAAAGGCAAUCAAGCUUUAAGCAUCAAUAAUGAAACAGAUUUACAUACCGUAUGGGUGCAAUCUUCAUACUACAAGCACUGGAAGGCAAUCACUUCGGAGACAAUAAAAAACUGCUCGAGAACGGAUGUCAAUCCGGACGAUAUUUCUCCCGUGUUUAGCAUCCCACUGAAAAUGCAGCUUAAAACUUGUACUAUAAGAGCUUUUCAAAGAAUUAUUGGUGAUAGAAAUUAUUUGAUCUCUCAGUUUGUUUCUGUCAUAGUGCAGUCCUUAGUUAUUGGGUCUCUUUUUUAUAACAUUCCUUUAACAACUAUCGGAUCCUUUUCCAGAGGCUCCCUAACUUUCUUUUCCAUUCUGUUUUUUACAUUCCUUUCCCUGGCUGAUAUGCCUGCUUCUUUUCAAAGGCAGCCUGUCGUUCGUAAACAUGUUCAGCUACAUUUCUAUUAUAACUGGAUCGAAGCUUUAGCAACAAAUUUUUUCGACUGUUGCUCCAAAUUUAUACUUGUGGUUGUUUUCACCAUCAUCCUUUACUUUUUAGCUCAUUUACAAUACAAUGCCGCCAGGUUUUUCAUCUUCCUCCUUUUCCUUUCCGUCUAUAACUUUUGUAUGGUAUCACUAUUUGCCUUGACUGCUUUGAUUGCUCCUACUUUAUCAAUGGCAAAUCUUUUAGCCGGUAUCCUACUGUUAGCUAUUGCCAUGUAUGCAUCUUAUGUUAUUUACAUGAAAGAUAUGCACCCGUGGUUUAUUUGGAUUGCAUACUUAAAUCCCGCUAUGUUUGCCAUGGAAGCUAUCUUAAGUAACGAAAUGUUCAAUCUGAAGCUAGACUGUCAUGAAAGCAUUAUCCCGAGAGGCGAGUCCUAUGACAAUGUCUCAUUUAGUCAUAAAGCUUGUGCUUGGCAAGGUGCCACCCUAGGUAACGAUUAUGUCAGAGGUCGUGAUUAUUUAAAAGGUGGGUUAAGGUACAGUUAUAGUCAUGUGUGGAGAAAUUUUGGUAUUAUUAUCGGCUUUCUGUGUUUCUUUCUGUUCUGUUCUUUGAUGGCCGCUGAAUACAUCACUCCUCUGUUCACCAGAGAAAAUAUGCUGCGUUGGAACAACCAUCUUAAAAAAUGUUGUCCCUUUUUAAGUAAUAAAAAGAAGCGGCAAAGGGAGGUUACCAAUAGUUCUGGUAUAUGUACUCCUAAACCUCCGGUAGGCAAUUUGUCCACUUCAUCCUCAUCUGUCCCAUCCAUGUCCCAUCCCUCUGACACUGACUACAAUAUUAAGCAUCCUGAUGAAGCUGUUAACAAUCAAACUAAGGAAUCGAUAGCUGUGGAAACACAAAAACACGUCAUUUCUUGGAAGAAUAUCAAUUAUACAGUUGGAGAUAAGAAAUUAAUCGAUGACGCUUCUGGUUAUAUAAGUUCAGGAUUAACUGCUUUAAUGGGUGAAUCUGGUGCUGGUAAGACGACUCUCUUGAAUAUUUUAUCUCAAAGGACAGAAAAUGGUGUGGUUACUGGGGAAUUAUUGAUCGACGGCCGGCCGCUCGCGAAUAUUGAUGCUUUCAGAAGAAGCAUAGGAUUUGUUCAACAGCAGGACGUUCAUUUAGAGUUGCUGACUGUUAAGGAGUCUCUAGAAAUCUCCUGUGUUUUAAGAGGUGACGGUGACAGAGAUUAUCUAGGAGUUGUUAGCAAGCUACUGAGAUUAACUUCGGAAAAGCUUGUUGCUGAUUUGUCUCCCACUGAGAGAAAAUUAUUAUCGAUCGGCGUUGAAUUGGUUACUAAACCUUCUCUGCUAUUAUUCUUAGAUGAACCUACUUCAGGUUUAGACGCUGAAGCAGCGUUGACCAUUGUUCAAUUUUUGAAAAAGCUUUCAAUGCAAGGCCAGGCUAUUCUGUGUACUAUUCAUCAACCUAGUAAGAGUGUUAUCAGCUAUUUUGAUAACAUUUAUUUGCUAAAAAGAGGCGGUGAAUGUGUCUAUUUUGGUUCAAUAACUGAUGCCUGUGACUAUUUUGUAGUUCACGAUAAACGUUUGACCUUUGAUAAAGAAAUGGAUAAUCCAGCUGAUUUCGUUAUUGAUGUUGUUGGUAGCGGAAGUAGUAAUGUUGAAGUCGAUCAUGGCGAGAAGUUGAGCCGGGAUGAAUACGACGAGCAGGCGUCACAUCGCAAACAAUCAGAUUCCUCGAUUAAUUGGGCAAGCCUCUGGCAAGCUUCCCCCGAAAAGGUGAGAAUUGCCGAUAGAUUGCUUUUGCUAGAAGAGGAAGCUCGAAACUCUAAUGUUGACUUCACUACAUCUGUAUGGAAUGCACCUUCAUAUAUGGACCAAAUAAAGUUAAUUACCAGGAGACAAUAUAUUUGUACCAAAAGGGACAUGACUUAUGUCUUCGCCAAAUAUGCUUUGAACGCGGGUGCUGGUCUAUUCAUUGGAUUUUCCUUUUGGAGAACAAAGCACAACAUUAACGGUUUGCAAGAUGCUAUUUUCUUAUGCUUUAUGAUGCUUUGUGUUUCUUCUCCUUUAAUCAAUCAAGUUCAAGAUAAGGCCUUGCAAUCUAAGGAAGUGUAUAUUGCUAGGGAAGCGAGAUCUAAUACCUAUCAUUGGACAGUUCUGCUCAUUGCUCAGACCAUUGUUGAAUUACCACUAGCCAUUUCGAGUUCUACAAUAUUUUUCCUAUGUUGUUACUUCUGUUGCGGCUUUGAUUCUUCUGCCCGUAUAGCUGGUGUUUUCUACCUCAACUAUAUUUUAUUUGCCGUCUAUUAUUUGUCAUUUGGACUAUGGCUUUUAUACUCUGCACCCGAUUUACAGACUGCUGCUGUCUUUGUUGCGUUCCUAUAUAGUUUUACAGCUUCCUUCUGUGGUGUUAUGCAGCCUUACUCGUUAUUCCCACGAUUUUGGACGUUCAUGUACAGGGUUUCACCAUACACAUAUUUCAUUGAAACUUUUGUAAGUUUACUUCUCCAUGAUAGAGAAAUCAACUGUUCAACAAGUGAAAUGGUGCCAAGUCAACCUGUAAUGGGUCAAACUUGCGGUCAAUUCAUGAAACCCUUCAUUGAAGAAUUUGGCGGGAAAUUACACAUCAAUAACACAUUCACUGUCUGUGCUUAUUGUAUGUAUACUGUCGGGGAUGAUUUCUUGGCCCAGGAAAACAUGAGUUAUCAUCACAGAUGGAGAAAUUUUGGUUUCGAAUGGAUUUUUGUCUGCUUUAACUUUGCCGCCAUGUUUGUGGGCUUUUACUUGACCUACAUCCAAAAAAUCUGGCCUUCCGUGGCUAGCGGCAUUAAGAAGUGCAUUCCAUCAUUUGGAAAGUCCAAAAAUCCAAAAAUACCAACAAAGUCAGUGUCCAAGCAGUAA
This is a messenger RNA of Saccharomyces kudriavzevii IFO 1802, 4224 nucleotides long. RefSeq names its product ATP-binding cassette multidrug transporter PDR11 (gene PDR11). The transcript has a single exon. The coding region runs from base 1 to 4224 and encodes 1407 amino acids. The record is from RefSeq and is a predicted model, not a curated record. Gene Ontology annotation, cellular component: membrane. Gene Ontology annotation, biological process: transmembrane transport. NCBI's taxonomy places the organism in Eukaryota, Fungi, Ascomycota, Saccharomycetes, Saccharomycetales, Saccharomycetaceae. Gene Ontology annotation, molecular function: ATP hydrolysis activity; ATP binding; ABC-type transporter activity.